Messenger RNA from Cryptomeria japonica (Japanese cedar), 626 nucleotides. RefSeq lists its product as uncharacterized. The coding region runs from base 103 to 441 and encodes 112 amino acids. Lineage: Eukaryota; Viridiplantae; Streptophyta; Pinopsida; Cupressales; Cupressaceae. The transcript has a single exon. The record is from RefSeq and is a predicted model, not a curated record.
GAGUAUUGCAUUCAUUCAUGCUUAGAUAGAGUUUCCAGAGCUAUACCAAAGUAAGAAGAAGAAGAAUUAGAGUUAAGAGAAGUUUGGGUAAGAUGGCUGGUCAUGGACCUGGUGGAGGUGGAGGAGGAGGGCCUGGUGGUGGCGGCGGUGGACGACCUGGUGGUGGCCAAGGAGGAGGAGGCCAAGGCGAUGGCCAAGGAGGAGGUGGCCAAGGAGGAGGCAGUCAAGGAGGUGGCCAAGGAGGAGGUGGCCAAGGAGGAGGCCAAGGAGGAGGUGGUCAAGGAGGAGGUGGCCAAGGAGGUGGCCAAGGAGGAGGCGGCCAAGGAGGAGGCCAAGGAGGAGGUGGUCAAGGAGGAGGCGGCCAAGGAGGAGGUGGUCAAGGAGGAGGAGGAGGUGGUGGUCCUGGAGGACGUUGAAAAUUUCAAGUGGAUGGCAAUUUAGGUGAAAAUAUUUGUGCAAGCAUGCAAUGUGUGAUCUUUUUCCCAAAUAAGCAUGUUUGUGCAAUACAAUACUAUAGAUAUGCCUCAAUCUCUUGUAUAAGAGAAUUUAAGGGGUUAGAAAUUUCUCUUUUGUAAUUUGAUAUAAUGAGUGAAAUAAAACUAGUGCAAAUAUUAUUUGUUGUAGUA